CUCUUCCCCAUAUUGUAUGGUGGGAAUGUUUGUAAAGUAAGGCGGUAUACUUGCGGUGUAAGCUUUGAAUCACUUUCCCUCCCAUCGAUCGAAUCCCUUUCCGCAGUAAACCCGUAUAAACUAUCAAAUCUUUUUGUUUUUAAUAAUCAGUCCUCUCGAUUUAACCAGACCCACCACAGUACAGAUGUCAACAUUGGUAAUGGCCACAAUGGGUAGGCAACAAAUUUGGCACUGUUCAACAUUGCAGCUGGGCAUAAAAAAACAGAAUUAAUGGCUGAUGUGGUGGGUUUUUGGUGAGUAUAAUAAGAAUGGCACGAAAAGUAUGGUCUUUGGGGCGACUGCGCUGUACACAGUAUAAUUAAUGAUGGCGUAUAAUGAUGCAAGUUGUUUUGGGGACCAGGCUUUAACUUUUCCUUUUUUAACUUUUCCAUGGACAUAAAUUUUGUGAUUACAGUUUACAUGGGCAUUUAACAUCCAUGGGUAUUGGAGAAGCGGAAUAGAAUGAAAAAAUGUCCAGUAUUGGGAAUCGUCCCCUGCACCUCUUGCUCCUGCUUCUGCUUUUAUCAUUCGGGCUAUAAUGAUGCGGGAAUGUUGUGUUACGGCUCAGGCUCAGGCGCAUUCUACAGGGUUUUUGACGAAGAAUGAAUUGGCCGGUGGGGUUUUGAACCCGCGACCAGCGUAAGGGUGAUUGGAAGUCUACGUACGUUUGGAGCGUGUGGAAAUGGAAAUGGCCAGAAAUGCGAGAGUACUGUUCUGGAUUUGACGGUUUUUUGGAAUGUCGAUGCAUGUUCCAAUCUAAACUCCGUGACAUUUAGUAUGGCUGAGAGCAUUUCUGGCAGGCUCUGGAACUGAAAUUUGUAUUUCCUUUUGGGGCUAGAAGAAGCUGCAUGUCUGUAAUGGGAUUUGGAUGAGAACAGCUACGUACAUGGACCGGAAACAAUUGUCAGGUGGAUCAAAAGCAGAAAAUUUAAGUGAAAUCCAAGCAAUGAAAGCCCAAGGUAGCUGUUUCAAUGUAAGAUGAUUCUGAGAGCAGAAUAUUUCAGAUAUGUGGAAAGAGGUCUGAAUGUUUAAUAGCAAAGUUGAGGCUGCUUCUGAAGGUUUGAUAUUUGAAGGAGCAGGAGUGGCAGAAUAAUAGGGGGCUUUUAAAGGUUGUGUGUUUAUGGUGAGGUUUAUGGAAGGCUGCCCUGGUGUCUCAUGGAAGACGGUUCGAUUCCCAGGAAGUAAACCGAUGCUGCAUUUUAGCAAUUCCUUUUAUGGAGUAGCACUGCGAUUGUUGCUCCUGCAUGCCGUAAUCUUUUGUAGAGUGGGUGGCUUCGAUUCAGACGACAGGCAGGCGCUAUUGAGCUUGAGAGAAGCGCUUAGGGUUCCAAAAGGGCGGCUAGCCGAUUGGAAAGGAGAAAAUUGCAGCGAAUGGACCGGAGUUACCUGCGAUUUUCUUUCUGGACGCGUUACUGGGCUGAAUUUGAGCGCAAUGCAGCUUUCAGGCUCGAUUCCAGACAGAAUUUGCAGGCUAGAAAUGCUUCAGACACUGGAUUUAAGCAAAAACAAUAUAAGCGGCGUCAUCCCGUCAUGUGUCGGCGACUUAGCUAAACUAGAAACCCUUUGUCUACAUAGAAACCAGGUCACAGGUUCGAUUCCCACCUCGCUUGGAAGCCUCCGCUUGUUGAGCACUGUUAACCUUCAAGACAAUCGUAUUACGGGACACAUUCCUGCAUGCAUUGGUAAUCUGACAAAUCUCAAGUUUCUGUCUCUUUCCCUUAACGGCAUCAGCGGCGAAAUACCGCCUACCUUCGGAAAACUGCUCAAUCUCACUUUCUGCUACAUGGGCAACAUCAAUCUGCAGGGCGAACUACCUGACUGGAUUGGCAGUCUGGUAAGUCUGCAGCAUUUGCAUCUCCACAACAAUUAUCUAGUUGGAAAAAUCCCUCCGUCAAUCGCAAAGCUCCCAAAUUUGCUACAGCUGGACCUUUCCGGAAAUGCUUUGCAAGGGCCUGUUCCUGACUGGGGGUUUCCGAUUGUUUCAUUGAAGCUGCAUUCAAACAGACUCUCUGGAACCCUCCCAUGCUUUGCUCAGGCUGCAAAAAGCCUGCAAGUUCUAAACCUCUCCAACAAUUCUCUCACUGGUGGUAUUCCAGCCUGUAUUUCUCACUUGUCGAUGCUCACCGAGCUCAAUUUGUCGUGUAAUAGCUUCAACUUGGCUCUACCGCCGACUCUUUUGUUUUCUGAUAAUCUCGUUACUCUGGACUUGCAUUCCAAUCAACUUCCUGGUCGAAUUCCCCAUCGCAUUGCACAGACAUCUGAGUCAAAAGGAAUGGUUCGGCUUGAUCUUUCGUACAAUCGCCUCACAGGCCAUAUUGCUGAGGAAAUCGGUGGCUUGAAGUGGCUGCAGGCUUUGUUUCUGUCACAUAAUGUUUUAACAGGGGAAUUGCCUGAGACAAUCGGUGAUAUGAUGUAUCUACAGGUUAUCGAUUUGUCAUAUAAUAGGUUAUCUGGGUUCCUGCCUGUUUCAUUGGUUCAAUGUUUUCAGCUUCUACAGGUCAAGCUAAGUCACAACAAUAUUUCUGGGGCAAUUCGGCCUGAUUUUGGGGCAUUGGCAACGCUUCAGAUUCUAGACAUAAGUAACAAUCAGUUGUCAGGGGAAAUCCCAUUGCCUUUGGCAGGAUGUUCCAAGUUGGAAGUGGUCGAUUUGAGCUGGAAUAAUUUAGUAGGGCGUUUGCCUGAUGCAGUUUCAAAGUGGGAGAAUCUGCGUGUGCUCAGUUUAGGUCAUAAUCAUUUUCAAGGGCUUCUUCCUGACUGGAUUUUGGGUUUUGAAAGCUUGCAUAUGCUUGAUCUUUCCAGCAACAACUUCUCAGGUUCUCUUCCGCUAGAUGUUCGUCUGCAGGCUGACAAGUCCACAUUUGAGCAGAUGGGGAAUAAAAAAGGGUUACAUUUUGAAAUUGUCACUGCACAAUUGGAAGGCAGCCAAGGCCAACCAAAUUUUGAUUAUUUGCUUCGUGUGACUCCAGGAAUUGAUCUUUCCGACAAUGUACUCUCUGGUACAAUUCCUUCUGAUCUAGAUAGGUUAAAGGGUUUGCAAUAUCUGAACAUUUCAUACAAUCAAUUUACAGGGCUUAUUCCCAGUAGUCUCGGGAACGUUACCUCUUUAGAAUCUCUAGAUCUUUCACACAACAUUCUGUCGGGGCAAAUACCAGCUGAGCUUGGUAAUCUUUCAUUGUUAAUGGACUUCAACUUGUCUUAUAAUGACUUUUCAGGAUCCAUUCCUCAGAUUAAGAAGUUGGCUAGGUUCCAUGAUGCGUUUCUAGGUAAUCCUGGGUUAUGCAAUGAUGCUCUGCCGGAUUGCUCUUCAGGGGGUCCGACGGAGGCAUCUGGUCCAGGGACAAGGCAAAUGGAAGAUGAAGGUUUUUUAUCCUUAUCUGCAUUUGGCAUCAGUGCUUUGAUCAGCUUUUACCUCUCAAUUCUCAGCAUCUUCUCCUUUCAAAGGGCAAGGGAUUACAUUAUUAGACCCUGGAAACCCUUGUGUGCUCCGACGUGAGAUUUGUAUUGGUUAAAUAUUGAUAUAACUUUUAUCACUAGACCCUGCAAACUUGGUUGAAAAUUGAGGAUAUGGCCUCUGAAAAGCUGCUUUUUGGAAACGGAAAGAUGCUUUAUUUUGAUUUUGAGCUGUGAGACUUGGGGUAUAAGCACUAAUAAAUGCUUAUGAGGAAGUCCAUAUGUGCCCCUGUUAGAAGCUAAGCUGCAGAGGGACUCUUAGCCAGAGGAUAUACACAAAUGGUUUGCAGAGUCAGUUAAUACAAUAAACCCAUAAUUGCAGGAGGUAUCCCUCCUGAUUCGCCAAUGGUAUAAGUCCAUUGUAUCACAUCUUGUACCAGUGCAUGAGGGUUUGCCCUACUUGAUUGCUUGAUUUUCAAUCAAGUAAAGAUGCCUAGAUUCUCAUGCUAUCAGUUCCAUCACAAGAACUACAAAGCUCAUUGAGGCUUUAAAGCUUCUUGCCAGUAGUAAUAUUUUGAGAGAUGAAACAUUUAAGGUCAAAUCUGGGAAAAAAACGAUCCUGGAGUUUAAAUUCAGAUACCUAAAUAUUGUCACUAUUGCAGAGUGAAUACAGCAGGUAAAAGGAAAUGUGGAGAGACUCCAUUGCACAUCAUAUCAUGUCCGGUUGCAAGGGACUCAAGCUAUAUUGAUUGCAAUGGGUUCAAUCCGUGCCCACAAUACCCAAUGUUUGAUGGUUCCAUUCAUAAGAUGCUGACAAAUUCUGUACUGCUUGUACACAGUAUUCCUGUUUUUGACAUUCUGGAAUUUCAAAUCCAUAGUUCAGCUCAAGAUAUUGUACUGUCUUUUCAAAUCUUAUCUAUAGGAAUAUGUAGUCAUUUAAGCUUUCACAUCGGCAUAUGAUUUAUUGGGGAUCCAAUCCAAUUACUUUUGAGAGGUAAUUUUGUCUGCCCUUAAUGAGAGCGAGGAAUGCAUUGUAUACAAUCCCUGUAAUUUUUAUUCCGAAAUUAUCUAAUUGUACUUGCAUUUCAUGUUAGAAUGCCUGCCAUGUGAAGAAAGGUUAUCAAACUUAAAAGCU
Molecule: messenger RNA, 4564 nt
Organism: Cryptomeria japonica (Japanese cedar)
Lineage: Eukaryota; Viridiplantae; Streptophyta; Pinopsida; Cupressales; Cupressaceae
Product: receptor-like protein CLAVATA2
Exons: 6
Coding region: 1160-3532 (790 amino acids)
Biological process (GO): hormone-mediated signaling pathway
Cellular component (GO): plasma membrane
Molecular function (GO): protein binding
Source: RefSeq, a predicted model, not a curated record